Messenger RNA from Apodemus sylvaticus (European woodmouse), 2655 nucleotides. RefSeq names its product cilia and flagella associated protein 91 (gene Cfap91). The transcript has 17 exons. NCBI's taxonomy places the organism in Eukaryota, Metazoa, Chordata, Mammalia, Rodentia, Muridae. Bases 1 to 2346 code for a protein of 781 amino acids. The record is from RefSeq and is a predicted model, not a curated record.
AUGAACCAGACAGUGACCAUCCAGGGGCCCAGGUCCAACGGUGAGAAGAUUCCGUACCAGUGCAGAGAGAUAUCGAGGGCCAAGGGCAGAUUCGCCACUCGAGUAUACGAUUUCCUGUACGACCCGUUAUUCAUCGUGUCGAGUGAGCGAGACCAUGCACAGGCAAAUAUCCAGGCCACCCUGGUUCGAAGCAGACUGAAAAAAGUCCCCAACUUCCGGUCCAUGUUCAGCAACCUGUUUCAUCAUCCACGAUAUAAUAUGUACUGGAGCAAGUCAGACCCCAUCCCGCCGCACGUCACUCGAGAGUGGAGGGGACAGGAAGCCAAACACAGAGAAGUUCUCGGGCUUCAUGCUGGAAUGGCUCCUUUCCAGAUGCCUAAGGAAAAGUGCGAAGAUCCGGAUGUUUCUGGAAAGAACCGCUAUAAGUUUUUUGACAGGCCCUUCCUGCCGUUUCUUCAACAGAUGCCACUCAAUGUUGUUUUGUCACCAGCCAAAGUGGGAACAUUUCUUUUUUCUCCCGAGUCUUCUAAGUAUGCACUCAUCCCUACCAAGUCCACUGUGGGCACUCAGACCGAUUACCGGGACGCAGAUGUUCAGACGGAUCCGUACUCUCCAGAAUAUGUUGUGUGUCAAGACACCAUCCCUGAGCUCUUGACCCUGGCGAAUCUGACUUGGGGCCGAGGUCUCCCAGCGGGACAAGCAGAGGUAGAAAUGAUAGAGCGGGCCCGGGAGAAGCGAGCUUGGGAAGCCACUCUGCCCCCACUGAAUGACAGCUUGCAGAUGGAGAAGAGGAGGAAGAUGAUGAACGCUAUGGAGAGGAAGGAGUGGGCCUUCAGAGAAGGAGAGAUCGAAAAACUGCAGGAGCUGCGCCUGGAGGUUUUGAAACAGUUGCUGAAGAGGCGUGAGGAGAACCAGAAUGAGCUGGACAUGAGGCACCUGAACGAACAGUGGUCUAAACUGCAGGAAAGGAAGGAGGCCAAAAUGACGCAGAUCCGACACAAACAUGUAUCAAACAUCAGAAAGCUCAUGGGCAGAGGGAAGAACAUCGAAGGGAAGCUGCAGCGGAGAGACAUCAUCAAGGAAUAUUCCAACUUUGCAUCUCAGGUCUAUGGACCUCUGUCUCGCCUUGGCCGUUUCCCAGACAACAACUCAGAGGACUUUGUUGUCAGAAACCACUAUCUCAACACCUAUGAAGGAUUAGUGGAACUUGAAUCAUGCCUCCCCGAUUUUGUGACACAGCCAAGGAUCAAAGCUCCAAAGCCCAAAAUCAUCACCACCAGGGCCGGCUUUCUGAAGAGGACGGCCAGGGCAGACUAUGAGUUGACAGAGGUUCACAAGGCGCUGUUAGAUAAGAAGAAUAAAGGUCUGGAAGGAUCGAAAUCUCUGCGAUUCCUGCAAAAGAAUCCCAUCUCUCAGGCUCGGCUUCCAACCCCCUCCCUGGAAAUGACUUCCUAUGAAGAAGGAGAAAUAGAAAUGGCCGUGAUCUACUUGCAGAAGUUACUCCGGGGCAGAGUCGUGCAGAACAUGAUGUUUGAGGGCAAGGAGAAGCGGUUGGAGUUGAUCCUGGAGUUGCGCACCAGCCACGCCCUGCAAGAGGAUGACAGGCUAGUGAAGAAAGCAGAGAAGCAAGUGACGCUGGCUCUACAGCGGCAGAGGAACCUGCACGAGGACAAGUUGUCAGUGGUUGAAAACCACUUGGGUGACCUGGAAGGAAGGGUGCUGGCGGAUAUGUUCGACUUCCUGUCCAAAGAGCUGGUGAGGCUGCAGGAGGAGAGGAGGAUCCACGCCUUUGCCAUGCUGGCCGAGCGCCAACGGCGCAUGCGGGAGGCAGAAGAGAGCGGUCGGCGCCAGGUGGAGCAAAGGCGCCUGAAGCAGGAGGACCAGAUAUUCAUGGAGGUGAUUAAAGUUCACCAAAGCACGGUAACCUCCUACCUGGAAGACAUCAUACUGAACACUGAGGAGAGAACUGCAGAGGAACAAGCCAGAGAAGAAAUCGAGAAGAUCGCUGAGGAGAUCAACAACAUCGCUUAUGAAAUGGAGAGCCGCCGGACGCACCUGCAGUCAGAGGAGAUUGUUGCUGAACUGGUUUACAGUUUUCUCAUCCCAGAGGUACAAAAAGACUUUGUCAAAGAAAAAGUGAGGAACGCACAGCGGAAGCACAUCCUCGCCGCCCAUGAGAUCAUCCAUACCAACACGGAACUGAUGCUCCAGGAUAAUGCCUUAGAGGAACAGGAGACAGGGGAGUUCGAGCUGCUGCAGCCUGAGAGCCCAGGCUCCGACGUCCCAACUCUGUCAGUCUCGGACACGUCAACUAUAAAACCCACUCCUGAAGAGGGAGAAAGCUAGGUGAGUCUACCUUUCCACCCGGAAGGGCGUCCUGGAGGAGGAGAAGCAACUCCAUUCAGCUCCGGGCACGACUUCAACCAAGUGUGACACGAGUGGACUGUCUGUUGUUAAAACAGAACCAGAACCAAAGCGGAGCGCACUCACCUCGUCCAGGUUAGGACACCCAUUGUUGAGUUUAUUAGAUAGAGUUGGCUCCAUAGCAACUGAACUCUUGCAAUCUGAAAAAUAAGACUAUAGGUUAUUUUGGGGGGAGGUCAUUUUAGCCUAUAAUGUGUUCCAUCACAAAUAAAACAUCAGGGAAUAUGUGGA